GUUUCCCCUGUUUCGGACCGGUCAGAAAAGCCCAUCUCAGAGCCCCCAAAUCCCUGUGCUAGAGGCGGGCCAGGGCUGCGUGCAGCCUCCCGCCCCGCCCCAGGCUGUGCCGUGCGCGCCGCCGCUGCCGCCCGCCUACCCCAGGGGCCCCCGCCUCCGUCCACCAGUGGGCGACCGCGUCCCCCGCCCGCCCGGGAGCGAGUCCUUGCGCUGCAGCCCCGCCGGGUGGGUUCGGGAGGCCUUCGGAGCGCGCAGGCCAGGGACGCGCGGUGAGCUCCAGGUGUGACCCACAGGGAUCCCGGUGACUUCUCUGCAGACUCUUCGCCAUGACAUCCCACCAAGGACGGGGGGAGUAAAGUGGGAAUCCUUUCCCAUGCCCCUCCCACGGUCGGCUCCCCGAUGGCCUGGGUGAGUGAAGAAAUGCCUAAUGAAGGUUUUAAAAAAAAUCACGCUAGUUUGAGCCCAGCCUGGUAGUAUGCGCUCUUUCCCCCAGCACGUGGAAAGUAGAGACAAGAAGAUCUCUAUGAGGACCUCAGGCCGUCACACAGCGGAGGCAGCCACUCCCCGGGCCCUGUUAGAGCCAUGCUACCUUUCCAGCUCAAGACUCCGUCCUUAUCACUCCGAGGGUCAGAAUCCCGAGUGUUUUCCAGGGCCAGACUGACCGUUAACCUCUGAGAAGCCUGCCGUCCCCACACUGCAGGAAUUCUGAACUCUUUCUAACGUGAAUUAAUGUUUACCCCAAGCGUGUUUGGCUGUGGAUUGAGAGGAUUCCCUCAGGGUGUGUCUGUGUCAUGCGGCCUCGGCCAGAAGACGGACGUGCUCGCUCACAGUGCAGUGGUCGGUCUUCUGAGAGCUGCUUGGCCGGGUGCUGGUGACCUGCUCGUCCCUUCUCUCCCUAGGGUGGACAGGCUGCUCUGACACCAUGGGGAGCUGCUGUAGCUGCCUGGACAGAGACAGCGUGCCACACAACCACCCUACCAAGUUCAAGGUGACAAACGUGGAUGAUGAAGGGGUGGAGCUGGGCUCGGGGGUGAUGGAGCUGACCCAGAGUGAGGUGGUGCUGCAUCUGCACCAGCGGGAAGCCGUCCGCUGGCCUUACCUCUGCCUGCGGCGCUAUGGUUACGACUCCAACCUCUUCUCCUUCGAGAGUGGCCGCCGCUGUCAGACGGGCCAGGGGAUCUUUGCUUUCAAGUGCUCCCGGGCGGAGGAAAUCUUCAACCUGCUGCAGGACCUCAUGCAGUGUAACAGCAUCAACGUGAUGGAAGAGCCAGUCAUCAUCACACGCAACAGCCACCCCCAAGAGCUCGACCUCCCUCGAGGGCCUUCCCAGCCCACUGGCUACACUGUCUCCAGCCUCUCCAAUGGUUGCCCUGGCUGCCCUGGAGAGGGCACACGGUUCUCCGCUGCCCGCAGACCCUCCACAAGCAGCCUGCGACACCCCUCACUUGGAGAAGAGUCCACCCACGCCCUCAUUGGCUCCGAUGAACAGCCCCGGAACCCACGGUUUCCCUUCUUUCCCCUGCAGUCCCACACCUAUGUCAACACACCGACUGGCGAAGAAGACCACCGCAGGAGUCGCCACUGCCUGCAGCCACUGCCUGAGGGCCGGGCACCCUUUCCACCACAGACCCGGGGUUCCACCCAGCGGGACCCACAGGUGUUCUUGCAACCAGGGCAGGUCAAGUUCGUGUUGGGCCCCACCCCUGCUCGCCGGCAGGUGAUGAAGUGUCAGAGCCUCUGCCCCAGCAUGCACGACCCUCCCCACCACAACAACAACAACGAAGGGCCUUCUGAGUGCCCAGCCCAGCCCAAAUGCACCUACGAGAACGUCAGCGGGAGCCUGCGGCCAGGGGCUGGCUGGAGACUGAGCCCGGAGGAGCCAGGGUGGAGUGGCCUGGCCCACCGCCGGGCUGCCCUGCUGCACUAUGAGAACCUUCCCCCGCUCCCCCCUGUGUGGGAGAGCCAAGUCCAGCAGCUGGGCGGGGAGGCUGGGGAUGACGGGGACUCCAGGGAUGGGCUCACACCAUCCUCAAAUGGCUUCCCCGAUGGUGAGGAGGAUGAAACCCCACUACAGAAACCCACCAGCACCAGGGCCUCUUCCCGUAACCACAGCAGCUUCCCUGUCCCGCUGACCCGCCGCCGAGGCUCCCCAAGGGUCUUCAACUUUGAUUUCCGCCGGCCAGGCCCUGAGCCCUCAAGGCAGCUCAACUACAUCCAGGUGGAGCUUAAGGGCUGGGGCACAGACCGUCCCAAGGGGUCCCAGAACCCCUCAGUCCCUGGAGCUCCUGGACCCACCCCACACCCUGCCCGCAGCUCAGACUCCUAUGCCGUGAUUGACCUCAAGAAGACCGUGGCCAUGUCCAACCUGCAGAGGGCUCUGCCCCGAGAUGACGGCACUGUCAGGAAGACUCGGCACAACAGCACCGACCUGCCUCUGUAGACCUGGUCCUCCACCUGCCUCUGCUCCCGCAGGCAGACCUCCACCUCACCCACCAGCCCGGGACUCGGCUGCUCUGCAGAAGACGCUGGGGUGGACCAGAUGUUUCCCUGCACUGCUGGAGUCCCCAAAGAUGUCAGCCCCUGCGAGUCCAGUUCCCAAGCUGGGGAGGGGAGAGGGUGAGCUGGAGAGGAGGGAGCCAUGGUGUAAACUGUGAAGGGUUCCCAAGGUUGCAUUUUGCACCCUUCCCUAAUGUCCAUUUGUCUAGUCUGUCAGCUGUCUGUCUGUGUGUGUUUUUUUCUUUUCUUUUUUCUUUUUUUCUUCUUGGUUGGAGUUUUGAAACAUUUUGUA
Messenger RNA from Peromyscus leucopus (white-footed mouse), 2788 nucleotides. RefSeq names its product fibroblast growth factor receptor substrate 3 (gene Frs3). Gene Ontology annotation, biological process: cell surface receptor protein tyrosine kinase signaling pathway. The record is from RefSeq and is a predicted model, not a curated record. Bases 923 to 2440 code for a protein of 505 amino acids. Lineage: Eukaryota; Metazoa; Chordata; Mammalia; Rodentia; Cricetidae. Gene Ontology annotation, cellular component: cytoplasm. The transcript has 8 exons.